This is a messenger RNA of Anthostomella pinea, 1410 nucleotides long. NCBI's taxonomy places the organism in Eukaryota, Fungi, Ascomycota, Sordariomycetes, Xylariales, Xylariaceae. The record is from the annotation of a GenBank genome assembly.
AUGCCCAAGGCCACUACACCCAAAUCUAGGCGUGGCCUGGAGGACGACUACUUGGCUACAGGUCCUCUGCGUUCUAAGCCGCAGAAGCGCAAGUCCAGAGAUCUCGAAGAUAGGGACGAGAAGGAGGGCUAUGUUGAUUCGAAGGCGUCGCAGAACAUCCUGAGAAUAGGGCGCGAGCUCGCUGCAGAGAAUGAUGCUGCCCCUCCGCGGACCCCGCAGGAGUCCAACGCAUUCGGCUUUGAGUCGAGAUUCGACCAGGACGAUAACGACGAGAAGUUCGACGAUGAAGUGGUAUGGGGGGACGACGAUGAAGAAGAAGUCGAGGAGGUUGAGAUUGAGCCCGAGGACCUCGACACAUUUAACAGGUUCCUUCCCGGUGCCGAGGACCCGGCCAGCAUGUUAAUACAGCAUGGCUGGGGCCAGGACGAGCCUCAGCAGGAGCAGAACACGACGAACCUCGCCGACAUUAUCUUAGCCAGAAUCGCCGCGCACGAAGCAGGAGAGGACAGGGCACAGGGAAUGGAGGCUAUGGACGACGUCCCUGGGCUGUCACCUAAGAUCGUGGAGGUUUACGAGAAGGUCGGAGAAAUUCUUUCCAGAUACAAGAGCGGCAAACUACCGAAACCAUUCAAGAUAUUACCGACCGUUCCCAACUGGGAAACGAUCAUUGAGAUCACGAAGCCCGACCAAUGGACGCCAAAUGCGUGUUACGCAGCUACAAAAAUCUUCGUAAGCUCCAAGCCCAUUGUGGUGAGAAGAUUUAUGGAGAUGAUCCUCUUGGAUCGGGUCAGAGAAGACAUACACGAGACCAAGAAACUCAACGUGCAUCUUUUCAAUGCGCUAAAGAAAGCGGCCUGGUUCAAGGGUUUCCUCUUCCCCCUUGUCGAGAGUGGUACUUGCACUCUGAGAGAAGCAGCUAUCAUCAGUGCUGUAUUAGUGAGAGUCAGUGUCCCUGUCCUACACAGUGGAGCAGCCCUGAAAGGGCUCUGCGAAAUCGCGGCCCGAGAGGCCUCUGCAGGCACUGAAGGCGGAGGUGCAACUACUAUUUGUGAUGCUCUGCCGUACCAAGUCGUAGACUCGUUGGUAUUCUUCUUCCUCCGCAUGCGCAGUGUCGACCCUGCGUCCGUCACGGACAAAAAUACGAUGGACCUGAGUGGCGAGCGGGCAAGCACAAGGGCCAGACUGCCGGUCCUAUGGCACCAGGCUCUCUUGUCCUUUGCACAAAGAUACAAGCACGAGAUCACGGAGGACCAGAGAGAGGCACUACUGGACCUCCUGCUUUCCCACGGACAUGCCAAGAUUGGCCCAGAGAUCCGGAGAGAGCUGCUGGCGGGACGCGGCAGAGGAAUCGUGGCGGAGCCAGAAACCACAGCAUUUGACGGGGACGAUACGAUGUUGGUCGACGGCUGA